AUGAUUAAUGCAGCUAGUGUUGGAGUUGGGAUAUACGGAAAAGAAGGAAGUCAAGCAGCACGUUCUGCUGAUUAUUCAAUUUAUAGAUUUAAACAUUUAGGGAAGUUAAUUCUUUAUCAUGGAAGAAUGUCGUUAUAUAGAAAUACGUCAUUAAUCAAAUUAAUCUUCUUUAAAAAUGCCGCUUUCUUUUUACACCUUUUAUGGUUUGCAUGUAUUUGUAUGUUUACUUCACAAAGAUUAUAUGAUGAUUAUAUGAUGGCAUUGUAUAAUUUCAUAUUUACUUCUAUUCCUCCAGUAUUUAUUUCUUUCUUUGAUUCUGAUUUGUCAUGGAAAGAAAUUAAAGAAAAUCCACAAGUGAACAGAGAAUUAAUUCGAACUAAAAGAGGUAAUUUAUUAUCUUAUAUUGGAUGGUUUAUAUAUGGAACAUACCAAUCAAUGGUUUAUUUCUAUUUAAUGAUUAUAUUUACUUCUAAUGAUGUUAUGACAUUAAAUGGAAAAACUUCAGGAAUGGUUGGAGCAAGUGCUAUUGUAACAACUUACACAACAUUAGGUGUUAUUGCCACAUUUGCUACUACUGUUAAAAGAUGGAAUGGAUUAAUCAUUUUUGGAUUUUGUGUUUCAAUUGGAUCUUUCUUCUUCACUUAUUUCUUCUUAGCUUCAUUCAAUGGGGCAACUCGAGAAAAUAUGAGUUAUUUCUCAUUAUGGAGGGCAUUACAAAUGCCAUACUUCUAUUUAUACAGCUUAUUGGCUAUUAUUCUCGCUAUCACUCCAAAUAUUCUUAAAUCCUUCUUAAGCAGAUAUAUUAAUCCUCAAAAUUAUGAACUUAUUCAAGUCUUUUCUAAAACAAAAGAUGAUAAACUUAAGAAAGAAACAAAAGAACAAGGAAGUGGAUAUACAGUGUUUCAUGAUAAAUAA
Messenger RNA from Entamoeba dispar SAW760, 915 nucleotides. Its product is annotated as phospholipid-transporting ATPase, putative. Gene Ontology annotation, molecular function: ATPase-coupled intramembrane lipid carrier activity. Lineage: Eukaryota; Evosea; Mastigamoebida; Endamoebidae. Gene Ontology annotation, biological process: phospholipid translocation. The transcript has a single exon. Gene Ontology annotation, cellular component: plasma membrane. Bases 1 to 915 code for a protein of 304 amino acids. The record is from RefSeq and is a predicted model, not a curated record.